Messenger RNA from Blastocystis hominis, 231 nucleotides. RefSeq lists its product as hypothetical. The transcript has a single exon. The coding region runs from base 1 to 231 and encodes 76 amino acids. Lineage: Eukaryota; Bigyra; Opalinata; Blastocystidae. The record is from RefSeq and is a predicted model, not a curated record.
AUGAUUGAACUGGAUAAGAUCGGACUGGGUGGAUCGAAGGAACCACCAUGUCGGAAUGAAAGCGAAACGGAAACAACACAACCGCUUCGAAUCGAAUUCCCCUCUAUGUGGGUGAAUUCGUUUAUGAUGAAUCGAAAGAAUUGUUUCUUCGAAAUGGUCGAGGAUACUGGAUCGAUGAAGAAACUCGGAUUGCUACUCGCGAAGUGGAAUGGAAAGAUGGAGUGGAAGUGA